Prunus dulcis (almond) is the source of this 1708-nucleotide messenger RNA. RefSeq lists its product as uncharacterized. The record is from RefSeq and is a predicted model, not a curated record. Lineage: Eukaryota; Viridiplantae; Streptophyta; Magnoliopsida; Rosales; Rosaceae. Gene Ontology annotation, molecular function: oxidoreductase activity. The transcript has a single exon. The annotation marks the transcript as partial.
UCCUAGAAGAAGAAUUAGGACCAUUUUUCUAUAGAAAAAAGAGAAGAAAUCAAAACUGUCGAAGAUGCCACCACUUCCUUCAACAAGGCUCUCUUUCCCUCUCAACUCUCCGCUCUUCUACAUUCUUCCAUCCACCUCUCUCUUCCCAAACCUCAUCAUCACCACCACCACCAACAAGAACAAAAUUUUAAUCCCCACCAUGUCCUUCUCCUCUUCUGCAUCAUCCCCUUCACCUUCUUCAAUUUCCAACCCUAAAGAGCCAGAACACCCACGAGACCCAGAAGACCAGGAGCUCCUUUUGCAGCAGGUCCUCAAGUACCACAACCAGACCAAGCAUCAUUUCACCAAAUACGCCAGAGGCCCUCAUGGCCUCGACUGGGCCAACCAGCCCAACCCAUUCCGCAGGUACGUCUCUGCUCGUCUCUUAUCUCUCCUGCACUUCCCUACAGAGAAUCAAAACCCAAACUCUUCUUCCACUCAAGACCCUCUGUAUUCUUCUCUGUUCCUGAAUCUCCCUCCUCCAAAACCCAUAUCCAAAUCCACCAUUUCUCAGUUUUUCUACGAUUCUUUAGCUCUCUCAGCUUGGAAAACUACUGGGUUUUCAACCUGGUCGCUUAGAGUCAAUCCCAGCAGUGGUAAUUUACACCCUACUGAGGCCUAUAUCAUUUCACCCCCAAUAGAAUCGUUGUCUGAUUCGAGUUUCGUAGCGCAUUACGCUCCAAAAGAGCAUGCUUUGGAGCUUAGAGCUGAAAUCCCAUCUUGGGUUUUCACCAAUUUCUUACCCAAGGACUCGUUUCUCAUUGGGUUGUCAUCGAUUUUUUGGCGUGAGGCCUGGAAAUAUGGAGAGCGCGCAUUUCGGUAUUGCAAUCACGAUGUGGGUCACGCUAUUGCUGCGGUUUCCAUGGCCGCAGCAGGGCUUGGUUGGGAUGUGAAGCUUCUUGAUGGAUUGGGUUAUGAGGAUUUGGAGAAGCUAAUGGGGCUUGAAGUGUUCCCAAAAUUUCAAAUUCCCUCUCGACCUGUUAAAGGGCGGUUUCCCGAGAUGGAAUUUGAGCAUCCGGAUUGUAUUCUUGUGGUUUUUCCUAAUGGGGCUGGUGAAUUUGAUGUGAACUAUAAGCAAUUGAGUUUGGCAAUAUCUGAGUUUUCCAAAUUGGAGUGGAAGGGAAAGCCAAAUUUGCUUAGUAAAGAGCACAUUUGUUGGGAUAUAAUAUAUAGAACAGCAGAGGCUGUUAAAAAAGAGAUAAUUUUAGGUAAUACGUUUUUGGUUGAUCCAUUUCAGAGUAGUGGGAUUUGUAGUGAAGGUUCAUAUAAGGGUUUUACAGCUAGGGAAGUUGUUAGGAAGCGUAGGAGUGCAGUUGAUAUGGAUGGAGUUACUGCAAUGGAUAGGAACACAUUUUAUCAGAUUCUUUUGCAUUGUCUUCCUUCGGGUUCUCGAAAUGGAGGGAAGCAGAAGAAGCCGUUGGCAUUGCCAUUUCGGGGUCUUCCAUGGGAUGCUGAGGUCCAUGCUGCUUUAUUUGUUCAUAGGGUGGAAGGGUUGCCACAAGGUUUAUAUUUCUUGGUUAGGAAUGAAGACCAUUUGGAUAAGCUCAAGAAAUCCAUGAGGUCAGGCUUUAAGUGGGUGAAGCCAGAGGGUUGCCCAGAAAAUCUUCCUCUGUAUGAACUUGAUAGAACUGACUGUCGUACUCUUGCUGAAAGGCUCUCGUGCCAUCAG